AAUCUCAAUUUUUCUCGUCAAAUUUCAAUACGGAUUGCAACAGUUAAACGCCCGUAGCGGUCUCGGGGCCUUGCCUGCAAUGGCGCCGAUCGGAGCGCCCUGGUGAGGAUUUCUCAGGAAAGCUUUUUGCUAGCAAUAGCUUGGUGGUACGAGGCAGUCGAACGGUGACUUUUUGCAAAAAUAACAACGACGCUGAGCGGUGUUCGAUGAAUAACCGGGGCAAGUUGAGCUGGGGGGCCAGGCCCAAUCCUAUCACCAGCUACGAAUUGCUACGUGAUCUAUUGUUUGCUAUCGGGAACUGGGUAUUUGGCGGGCGUUUUCAAUUGCUUCCAAUGCCCCGGCAAGAUCUACCGGUAUACAGAAUGCAACGAAAGACAGGCCCCUCGAUCAAUAGCCGUCGGCUUGGGUGGACUUGAAUUUCGGCAAUGAAGUUACCAUUGCGGUAAAACUUACUUUAAUCAUGGUACGGAGGUCUUGCUAACAACAAACGUCUUCUUCCUUACUACAAGGAUCGCUACUGUCGGAUAGUAGUUGUCAUUUGUUUCCCGUGAGAUGACACCUAGUUGGGCGGGGGAAGAAUAGAACGCAACACGUCGCUGUCAAUUACCAAGCCGAAAAUUAGGGCUUAAACUAUAAGCUUGAUUUUCGGCUAAGAUUCAGACAUGACCAUGUAUCGAAGUGUGUAAUAUCAAGUGAAUAGUCUGAAUGGGAAUUCAUAAAAUCAAUCCACUUUUGAAAAUAGGAACGCCAGUUAUCUUGCUAUAUUGCUUUAAUUUCGGCUGAAAUAAAUACCACAGUGGGGUAAAAUGCAGUGAUUGUUCUGAGGGUCGUAGUAACGCCUAUAACCAAAUCAGUGAUAGCUUGUUCGUACGCAAGUUCUCACCUGGAUAACGUUAUGCGCAUUGGCUCUUAACUUAUUUUGAUAAGACAUGAGAUACAUCGUCUCAUACAUGUGUAUUAAUGGCAGUAACUAGUAAAAUGGACGAAAACAAACUUAAAGGAGUCGACAAUCCAAGAUUCCAUAUGGAUAACCUCAAACCUUAUCCGAAGCAAUUUUCCUAGCUGACGUUCAACUGCUCAUCUAGUGCGGUAGAUCAUAACUAGGUAACAAAGUUUUGCUCGGAAUGAAUUUUUAUGUGACUUGCUGCUUCCGGAUUCUAUGUAGCCACGGAUUUCUACGUUGCAAAUUAAUUGCAUAGAAAAGUAUCUGUAGAACUUCCGUGCAGCCGAGCUAAAUUCCAGUAACUUGACAGUUUUGUCCUCCGUUCCUUUUCAUUUGACUCUUUUUGUAUUCAGUAAAAAUAGGAUUUUAAAGCUAGUGUUUUGAAGUAGUCUUAAUAUAUAAUGAACAUUUUGAGUGUGUCACGUUAUAUGAAGGCCCAAUACAUGCUAACGACGAACCUUCGACAACGUGAACCUUCAUUGUUUCAAACAUCAAGGUUAAUUAAUGAACCAUAUGAGACUGACAACUCGAUUCAUAUACUUCGUAAUAAUUUGCAAGCUGAGGUUAACAACAAUAGGUCCAAAAGUGACCUUAGGUUUUACGUUUAUGCUGGCUUAUUUAACCUUCCGACGUUAAAGACAAGUACUAUUAAGCAGAUAACAGAAGAAAUAACAGUUGUAAAGUAUAAGAUGUGAAUAAUUGUUCAAAUUUACUAAAGCGAGUUACCUAGCCAUCACGAGCACGUAUUUCCAAAAAAUGAAAGACUGAAGAUGAUAGGCCCUUGAAUUUGCUCCAAGAGCCUUGAAAAUGAUGAAUGGAAAACGUGCCGCAGUUGAUAAGAAAAUUGAUUAGUAUGAAAGCGGCUUGAACCUAAUUCGCGUGGUGUGGCAAGUGCCAGGGUAAAUGCCCUUAACAAUUGCUCUUUAUUUCCUUUAGUGAGCUGACUAUUCUGGAAACCUCUAUCUAGUUCAGCCUGCUAAUUGUUAAACCCAGUAUGCCACCGAAAAAACGUAAAACCGCUGGAGAUUUAUUCAAGUGUGGUGGAUGUCAACGGAACUAUCAUGAACUGGACGAGUUCAUCGCACAUAAAAAGGAAUGCGAUGCAGAGCAGGACGCAGAAGAAAGCGAGAAUACCGCCGAGGAAGCUGACCAAUCGCCUAAAGAGCCACCAAAGAAGCGUGGCCGACCCUCAAAAGCUGAAUUAGCGGAAAGGGAACGUCGUCGUGAGGAAGAACGUCGUGAGGCAGAAGCUCUUGGCGGCUGUAACAAAUGCGACGGAUGUACUCGACAGGAAGAUUGCGGGCGAUGCGUACCUUGUCAGAGCCGACAAGGUCGCAUUAGCUCAGCGAGCGCCUCGUCGUCCUUAACGUCUGCUUCGAACACUGCAGGUGCAAAAGUGGCUACUUUUGCAGGAGGCGGAGGUGGCAGCAGCGAGAAUGAGAUGUGCAUUAUGCGUAAAUGCGAGAUGCUCACAGAUGAUUCCGAUGUGUUCAAGGCUAUUGGUGACCUGAGCCUUCCAGCAAUUGGAGAGGAUGGCGGGAGCUCACGACCUCGAAAGCAACGCCAAAGUAAAGCAGCGUGUACUGACUUCUUGAAACGUCUUUCUGGAUCUAUACGUUCUGGACCCGUCAUUCCAGCAGGUUCUGCGGCGAUUACAAUUACCAGCCCAGCCACAAUUUCUGCAGGAGCAAAAGAGGCAUCUCAUCAAGAUAAAGAAGUUUCUGAAACCCCCGGCACAACGAGCAAGCGUGUAGUGCCAUCCAUACUUCAGAGAAAAAAGCGACCGGUAGCAGCUUCAAGCAAUACGACGCCGGUUGCUGCUAUUGUCAGUCCCUCCACUACAUCUGCGUCAUCGAAUGUUACAACUCUGACAAAAGGCUCAGCAGCUCAGGUUUCAGCCGGAGUCCAGGGCGCGAAGUUCAUAACCACCGGACCAGUCGCAGGAAUUAGCCCGUCAGCAUUUUCCGCGGUCGUUGAAAGCGGACAACAGGUGCUGAUUGUAAACAGCGAUCAGUUGUCACUUCUGCAAAACUCACAGGGAAUCGUGGUGAUGCAGAGUGCUGAUCCAAAAACUCUUCAGGUGGAAGUCGUUCGUCUGAAUGAAGAAAAUGGCGCUGCUGGAUCGCUUCGAGCUGUCGGCCAGAAGGCCAUUAAGCGGGAGACAGUUGAAGAGGUAGCACCCACAGCCGGUGCUGGAGCAAGCACCGAGUCGGAGAACGCAGAGGACGAAGAGUAUGAUCCAACGCGAGUUCGAGCUCACAUCAUCCGAGGACCAGCUGCUUUCGCUCGCAAACGGGUUGUUCCUGUACCACCACAACCUCCGUUGAACAAAAGCGCAAGCGCCUUUGAAUUCCUUACUCCGGAGCAGCGCCGCCUGUUGGUCUGUAAAAAGAGCCGCUCGAAAUUGAUGUCAGCUCCGCGACAGCGCAAAAGUCGUUUGUUCGUUGUAGCCGAUGACGGCGUGACAAUUGAGAUAACCGGCGCAGCGCUGUCUGACCGCAAUAAGGCCGUUGAAAGGGCUGACGAAAAGAUGCCGUACGUACGCGAGAAGAUGGCGAUUAUGCAGAAUCAGGCUCAGGGCAACGCAGCAGGACAUGGCCAGAAUGGACCCCAUGCAGCCAGCGGCGUCUCCACUCACAUUCAAAUGAACACAGUCCUUUCUCAUCAACAGCCGCAGUUAAUGGAUACUGACGAGGACGUGCAGCAGUCACAAAUACAAACAGCAAAACAGCUUGCAGCUCACGCCUUGAAAAAGGAUCCACUGGUGCAUCUUGGUGCCCUUAAACAGAAAGCCCAAGCAGCACCAGCCUCUGCCGGUGCAAGUGCAACAAUCUCUUUGGAAGACUGUACGGCCGAUUUUGCUGACAUGAACUCGAUGCAAAAACUACCCAAUCAAGUGCAGCUAGUGGAAAGUGACCUGCCUCUUUCAGAAGCAGAAAACGUCGAAGGAUUGUUUGGAAACUAUCUAUUCAGGCAAAUGCAUUCGUCUCAGGAUCAGCUGCGAUGUUUAUUCUGCCGAGACAAGUUCACUUUUAAAUUUCUGGUUGAUUUGGAGAAGCACUAUCACGUUAUACACGAAGUGCAGACCAUAGCUACAAAAGCUGAGUUCUCCGAUUCAGCCGUGUUCAUUUGUCUGCCCGACGACGUGACUGAAGAAACACUUCUGAAGUCGGCUUGUCAGUUCUGUAACGCUACGUUGAGGACACUAGCCGAAGUGCGAGACCACUACACGCAAAUGCAUGAACGGUCGAUACGGCAUGUGUACGAAGGCCAGUUAGCAAAUUUAUCUAGUUCGUUUUACUGUGGCGCUUGCAAUUUUGCUUCUCCUACAUUCGAAGUGCAUCAUGAACACAUGAAAGCAGCUCACUUGCGUAUGACCUUUGUCUGCAAGUAUUGCAACUACUGUACGCCUAGGCCGGGCAGGCUGAAGGCGCAUGUGAAGCAGCGUCACCUUGACGGACAGCCAGGACCCCAUCUUCAGUGCACCGUAUGUUCGGUGUACGUGCACGGCCGGGAGCGUUUAACUAAACAUGUGUUACUGUCUCAUGCUGUACAGACGGGUCCGGCAAUCUGGUCGUGUGCGAAAUGUCUCGAACCUACGUCAAGUCACGAUGAGCUUCUUGCCCACAUUGCCAAAUGUCCCGAUCUCGUUCAGAGAAAAACGUCCGAGCCGAUCAAAAGGCCUAGCGGGCCAGAAGCAGGUGCCACCAGCUUCAAGUGUUUCCACUGCGAGCAGACUUUUACUGACAAAGAGGAGGUGGAACGGCAUAUUCUUGAAGACAAAUGUUCUCCUGAAUUUGGUGACCAUGACGCAGAGGGACUUGAUGAGAGCGCAACCACGUGUUUCCUAUGCAACGUGACAUUCAAGAAUGCUGAGCUUACUGCUCAACAUUUGCAUCACGUACACAUGAAAUGGGUUAAGAGAACUGUACGGUCAGCAGAUCAAAUGCCCGAAGUCACUAGUCAGGUGUGUCCUCUAAAUGAUGCUACGGAGAUCAUCAUGGAUCCUAGUGCCAUGUUGGAUAGGAACGAGGUGCCUUCGGAGGCACGCCUCAACCAGAUGGGCUUUCCUAGCAAGGUCGGCCAUUACUGCCAUCUCUGCGAUGUGGUUAUCAAAAAUUAUACUCUGUUCUACUUGCACAUGCAUAAUCUGCAUGGCAUGCAAAAACGAUUCAUCUGCGUCGUUACCAGUUGCUCCAAUACAUUUGAGGAAAGCGCUGCCUUUCAGGUUCAUGUUAGACUACACAACCAACGAGGUGAGCAUUUCUGUGCGAUGUGUGACAUGAUCUUCGAUUCUGGCGAAGACCUGCAAGAGCACUUCGUGAGCCCGCAGCAUGCCACACAGCAUAUGAGAGUUCAGGACAAGCAUAAUCGCUCGGAGCCUCGGAAUUACCGAUGCCGAGUCUGUCACACGUGGCAUGGUCUGCUAUCAACAUUCGUGCGCCAUAUGGAAACCGAAAGUCACCAGUAUCAAUGUCAACAUUGCGGACAACUGUUUGUGCAGCCAGCGCCUCGGCGCAACCACAUUCAGAAUGCGCAUCCAGAAAUGGCAAACAUUUGUGAAAUCUGCGGUGCAAAGGCAACCUCGGCCCAAGCACUAUGGUCACACCUCUCGCAGCAUAGUGUCGUGCACGAGUGCGCCAAAUGUCACCGGCGGUUUCUACAGAAGGAACAGCUUAUGGCGCACAUGGAAAUCCACGCCCCGCCUACACCUUGUCCAUGGGAGGGCUGCAAUCGACGUCUUAGUACAAAGGUGGGCUUGUAUAAUCACCUACGCCUGCAUCGGGGUGAAUGUGACUUCAAGUGCCAGAUUUGUGAUCGGGGCUUCUUUAAGAAGAAGUCUCUCGAUAUUCAUCUCAAAAGUCAUGAGAAUGCAGCUGCUGGAACACCCGUAGGGGGAGUCUCACUGUUAGGAUCUCGGGGAGGUUUACUCAAACCGCGUCCUGGCGGGAGUGCAGGCGCUCCAGAAGUCCGUCUUAUUUGCUCAGGUUGCUUAAAGGGCUUCGAUUCCGAGGCCGAAUUUGGGACUCACGAUUGCAAUUCGACAGCCGGUCAAGGACCAGAGCAAAUAUUUGUGGAUGCCAAUGGUCAGCCAAUUUUACCUCUUCCUAGCGGUCAUCAUGGCGCUAAUGGUGAGGAUAAUAUGUACCUGUCUGAAGGCGGCAUUGCGCUGUUAAACGCUUCUGGCCAAGAGGGCGUUGUUUCGAUUCGAAAGGAUCUCAACAGAGGCGUAGCAAUCAUGACACUACAAGAAGCAGGAACAUUGUUCAGCCUUGAAGUCGAAGGAGGUAGAGAAGGCAUUCACGAAAUCGAUGAGAACAUAGCCGUUCAGCUGUUACGGGCGGCCGCUGGUGACGAUGUAACCCAUCUGCAGGUGGAAGACAAAGGCCGAACGACGCAGUACAAAAUUCUCAAAUACCAUGAACAACAGAUUGAAGAUGACGGGGAGGCUACAGCGAUGGGCGCAGAAGCCGACGAAAGCGAAGGGCACGUCGCUACAAUGGAGUCUGGCGUCGAAGGCGAGCCCCUAGUGGGUAAACCGAAUGAGGACGUACACCACCACCUUGUUGAGCAAACAGCCGAUACCUGCGAAAAGAUCGUAAUGUCGGAUGUGACAGAAGCCCACGGAGCUAUUGAAGCAUCUGCUGUCGCUGGAACCCAGCUUGAAGACUCCGGCGCCACUAUGAUGGAGCAGCUAGGAACGGUAGCAGAACCGGGCGGUGUUUCCAAAGACCGAACUCAGACGGAGAUGAUCCUUGAAGAGCCUGAAGACGGUACACAGGACGCCUCCCAAGGCCAACAACAGCAUCAAGAUGUUACCGAUGCUGGUGGAGUUGGAGGAGGUCAAACGAUGGUCGUUAUGAUUAAUGAGCAAGCCUAUCAUAUUGCCAUUCCUGAAGGCGUUGAUCCCCAGAGCUUCGCGAGCAGUACCCUUGUUAAGGUGAAUCAAGAGGACGGCACCGAGCGGGUUCUUCUUGUUCCAGUGCGACCCGACGGCGACCUUCGCAUAGACGCCGGAAUUGCCAUAGACGGAUCUCUUCUAGACAGCUAGUGACAAUGACAUUUUCGUAAACACAAUAUUAUAUUAUACUAAUGACUUAACUCACCUGAUCUGUAAUUUAACCAACUCCGCUUAGGUUGAUGGAUGAUGAUUCGAUUUGAUGAAAGAAAUUGGCAGAUCUCGGAGUUAUAGCGUCCUGGUCUGAAUGCUAGCUGUUGAUGCUGUUGCUGCAAGCAAGAUCCACUGACGUACGAAAGUCAAAACCAGGCCACGUUCAGUGCAUUUCAACGAAAAAAAAAAUGACCAUACGAAAAAAAAACAG
Messenger RNA from Varroa destructor (honeybee mite), 7266 nucleotides. RefSeq lists its product as uncharacterized. Lineage: Eukaryota; Metazoa; Arthropoda; Arachnida; Mesostigmata; Varroidae. Gene Ontology annotation, molecular function: zinc ion binding; DNA binding. The record is from RefSeq and is a predicted model, not a curated record.